CACACACACGGGGAUAAAAGAAAAGGCAGAAAAUGAACCGAAAACGAAUUAUACCAAGAACACGCAAAGCAGACGUGACCGGAGCGGAGCGGGAGCUGAAAUGGGGAGGAUACCACCAUCAUUACGUUCAGCAGUAUCAACGUCACUGAUCAAAAGGGCUCCAGAUUCUCAACCCCUUUCCGAUCAACCCCGUCAGUUCCUCCACAAACCCAUCAAACGGAAGCCGGCCAAGGUUUCCGCGGCAGAGCAAGAAUCCGGCCGGCUUCAGCAGAAACCCCUGCUAAAGUCCCCGGAUCUCAAUGACGCCAAGAAGCUCUUCAAUUCCCUCGUCGCCGCCGCCCGCGCCCCACUCGAGGUUCGCUUCAACAACGCUUUCCUACAGUCCUACGCCGCCAUCUCCACUCCGGACAAUUCAAUCUCUCUGCUCCACCACAUGUCCAAAACCCUACCUUCCUUCUCCCCCGACCGCUCCACCUUCCACCUCUUGCUCCCUCACUGCUGUGCUUCGCCGGAAUCCUCCCGCUCCCUCUCCGCCGUCCGCCAGACUCUCAAUCUAAUGGUCAACAAGGGUUUCGACCCUAAUCAAGUGACUGUCGACAUUGCGGUUCGGUCUCUCUGUUCCGCCGGGCACGUCGACGAGGCAGUGGAAUUGGUGAAGGAAAUGGCCUUAAAGCACUGUAAGCCUGAUACAUAUACUUACAAUUUUCUGGUCAAGUCCCUUUGCAAGACCAGGGUUUUGAGCUCCGUAUACGGGUUUAUUGACGAAUUCAAAACUUCCUUUGAUGUGGAACCUGAUCUCAUUACAUACACUAUAUUGAUUGAUAACGUCUGUAACUCUAGGAAUCUUAGAGAGGCCACACGGUUGGUGAGUGUGCUUAAGGAAUGUGGGAAUAAACCGGAUUGUUAUGUGUACAAUACCAUUAUGAAAGGGUACUGUAUGCUGAGUAAAGGGAGUGAGGCUAUUGGGAUUUACAAGCAAAUGAAGGAGGACGGUGUGGAGCCUGAUAUGGUUACGUAUAAUACCUUGAUUUUCGGGUUGUCUAAAUCUGGAAGAGUCAGUGACGCUAGGAAGUAUUUGAAAGUCAUGGUGGACAACGGUUAUCUGCCCGAUGCUGUCACCUAUACCUCGUUGAUGAAUGGUUUGUGCAGAGAAGGGAAUGUGAUGGGUGCAGUGGAAUUGUUGGAGGAGAUGAAAGUGAAAAACUGUGAACCGAAUUCAUGCACAUACAAUACUUUGCUUCACGGGUUGUGCAAGGGGAGGAUGUUGGAGAAAGGGAUUGAGCUGUAUGGGUUGAUGAAACAGGUUGGCAUGCAGAUUGAAACAGCUUCUUAUGCCACAUUCGUGAGGGCACUUUGUAGGGAAGGUAGGGUGGCGGAGGCUUAUGAGGUGUUUGAUUAUGCAGUAGAGAGUAGGAGUUUGACUGAUGUAGCUGCAUAUACUACAUUGGAGAGUACGUUGAAGUGGCUGGUGAAAGCUAGACAGCAAGGCCUAGCUGUUUAAAGAUGGUGGCACUAAGAGAUGCAAUGUGAUGCGCCUUAGCUAGAGGGGUGCAACAAGUGACGUUUGAAGGGGAUACGAAGGUUGUGCUAGACAAAGUGGCAUCGGGCAUUGUCAAUGAUGCUCCGGGAGCACGAUCUUGGAAGAAUCUUAUCCCUCAAACCUGUUUUCAUUCUUUCAAUGUUAAGUUUAUUGGUCUGUCUUCUAAUAGGGUGGUCCACUUGGUGACAAAAAAACCCUCUAUAUGUACCCUAUUCUUGUGGGAUUUUAUUUUUGUUUGUGGCUAGUAUCAGUCACUUGACUAUUGUGUAUCUACCUUUUUCCUCGAUAAUACGUGUAAUCUUUUGACACAAAAAAAAAAAGACUUGUACUGAUUUUUAACUA
This is a messenger RNA of Linum tenue, 1882 nucleotides long. Lineage: Eukaryota; Viridiplantae; Streptophyta; Magnoliopsida; Malpighiales; Linaceae. The record is from the annotation of a GenBank genome assembly.